Messenger RNA from Clavispora lusitaniae ATCC 42720, 543 nucleotides. The record is from RefSeq and is a predicted model, not a curated record. NCBI's taxonomy places the organism in Eukaryota, Fungi, Ascomycota, Pichiomycetes, Serinales, Metschnikowiaceae.
AUGGUGCACGUGGCGGCUACGGCUACGGCGGUCCGUACCCUCCUCCUCCACGCGGCCGUGGCGGCUACGGCUACCCAAGCUAUGGCUAUGAGCGUGGCGGCUACGGCGGCUACGGCGGCGCCUAUGGUGGCCGCGGCCGUGAUUACGGCUACGGGGGCCGUGACUAUGGCUACGGGCGCGAGGCGUAUGGCUACCGCGGCUAUGACGACUACCGUGGCCCUGGCGACGAGCCAUUUGAUGGGCGCGAACGCUACCACGGGCGGCGCGAAGAGCGCAACUACGAGAGCCGGGCGGGCGAGCGCGGCGACCGUGGCGACCGCCCUGAACGCGACCGCCCUGAAAGAGGCGACCGCCAUGAGCGCGACGAGGGCGACGACUACGCACGCGGACGGUAUUCUCGGUCCGCGUCGCCCAAACGUGAACGGUCGCGGUCCCGGUCGCCUAGCCGCUAAGCUGGAUGUAUUUUGCAGCCACCAAAAGUUUGCAGCCACUGUCAAAAUUACCAUAUUGCAUGGGGUGAAUGGAGUCCGAUCGAGCACUUGA